This is a messenger RNA of Hylaeus volcanicus, 1140 nucleotides long. RefSeq lists its product as uncharacterized. Gene Ontology annotation, molecular function: protein binding. Lineage: Eukaryota; Metazoa; Arthropoda; Insecta; Hymenoptera; Colletidae. Bases 174 to 1103 code for a protein of 309 amino acids. The transcript has 3 exons. The record is from RefSeq and is a predicted model, not a curated record.
CUGCCUUGUUUCGCUACCUCACGCGCGUUAGACAUUUUUAAUUUUCGUAAAUUUUUAUCUGGAAGCAACGGUGUCAUUGACGAUGCACAAAAAAAGGCCAGCGUUGUAGCGAAAGAAACCACGAGAUAAUCGUUGUGCAUCGACCACGACGGAACGGAAGUUUCUUUUUUUAAAUGAGGGCGAACAAGAGGCAAAGAAUACCAACUAGAAGAUACGAGAGGCUCGAGGAGUUACAGACAAAUUCGAAGACGUCCUCGUCCCGGAACGAAAACUAUCAACGCUAUGCAUUGGAUACGCUACCGCCGGAAGUUUUGGAAAUGAUUCUUCGGCUGUUACCUUUCCACGAUGUAGCCACCUCCGUACGCUUAGUUUCUAGGCAUUGCUCGAUGGUUGCCGCGACCGUGUUGAACAGCGCAUUUCUCGCAGCUGGCGCGAGGCUGGACAACUUGACGAGUCGCAACGAGAGGGCGCUGAAGGAGGCGAAUACGAAUGCGACGUUGAUGAUCCGCAGCAAAUCUCUGAACGCAUUGGCGGUGAUCAAGGCCCAGUACAAUAUGCUCAAGGCCGUCACGUGGCGGUACACGCAUCCACCGACGAGGCAACAAAAAUUCCCACGGCUUUGUUUCUAUGCUGGCAGCUUGCUGGACGACUUGAACGAUAUCCUCCAUCGACUCGCGAGGUUGUCCAUCGUCAGCACGCAUCCCACGGACUCCGUCGUCACGUGUUUCAUUACAGUUUGCAAACGAUUCAUGAAUUUCUUCGAGAAGGUCUCCGAACGCAGGGUGAAUAGGUCAGCGUUGGUCUCGGGAUGCAAGAUCGUAGACGUUCUGGACUGUCUCGUGGAAGGUAGACAAGUAUUGUUUUUCAAAGUCUCACCGAAGAGAAGCAUCGCCAGCAGAGCUGUCAGCAUGAAACUGAGAUACGUGAUGAAACGCGCUUGGUUCACGUGCCUGGAGAUUUCAAAGAACUCCGAGGACAACUCCUGGAGGGACGAGCAACGUUUCAUGUACCUCAGACUGCGUCGUCUCGUCAACAGCGUGAACGAACACCUCUUCGAAAAUUUACAUUACGAGCAAGAGCUGGUCUUGCAGGUGGUUCUAUAAAAAAAGAAAAAGGAAAACAUUGUAAAGAAUCGAAGAG